Trypanosoma conorhini is the source of this 1224-nucleotide messenger RNA. RefSeq lists its product as uncharacterized. Lineage: Eukaryota; Euglenozoa; Kinetoplastea; Trypanosomatida; Trypanosomatidae. Bases 1 to 1224 code for a protein of 407 amino acids. The transcript has a single exon. The record is from RefSeq and is a predicted model, not a curated record.
AUGGAGUGCUGCGUCCACUCCCCGUGCGGCCGCUACCUGGUGCGCUACGCGGCCGGCGCGGACUCGAUGCGCAUAGACGUGGUGCCGAAGGUGUCCGCCUUCGAGCCGGCGCCGGAGGUGCACUACGCCGCGCUGCUGCGCGAGGGCGACGUGCUGGAGAUCACCACGGCGGCCGGGGUGCGGAAGGAGUUCGCCGGCUUUGCAGACAUGACGUACAACGCCAUGAUCGGCCGCUCCCCAAGCGUGAAGUUUUUUGUUGAGACGUGCGAGGAGAUGCGGAGCCGAAUUACGGCGGAGGUGGCGCAGCGCGGCCGCGGGGCCGCCGACUCCCUUGUCGACGACAGCGACGCCAGCCAGCUCUCCGACGCCGCCCGCGCGCAGCGCUUCUUCACGCUCGACUACGACGUGGACUUCACACGCGCCGUCUUCCCCGUGCCGCUCCUGCAGGUGACCCCCGCGGCGGUGUGCGGGGCCGCCUCCGCCUCCGCCUCCGUCGAUCCGCAGCCGCGAGGCACCGCGCCGCGGCAGGACGGCGCGACGGCGGGGGCGGAGGCUGCCGGCAACGCCCAGCUCGCGAGGCUGCGGACGGAGAACGAGAAACUUAGACGCGAGAACGCGGCGCUGGCCCGGCUGAGCCGGGAGAAGAUGCUCGAGAUGCAGCGCCUCUGCGAGGACUUCCAGCAGCGCGUGGACGGGGCCUGUGAGGUGGAGCGGCUCAAGAAGAAGCUGUCGGCCCUUCGGACGCGGCUGCGGCAGGCGGAGGAGGAGCGGGACGCGGCGCACGCGGCCUUCGCCCGACUGAAGCAGCGGGCGCCGCACUGCGGCCCGCAGCCCGACAGUAGUCGCCGCGGCGAGAAGGUGCGGCGGCGCUCGCGGUUCGACACGCCCUCGCCGGUGCCGCGGCGGUCGUCUUCGCGGCGGCUGGGCGACUCGCCCGCCCCGCGUGGGCGCACCGGCGGUCGGCAGGGGCGAGCUGCGGCCGCCGCGCGCUCGCGCUCGCUGAGCCACAACGAUGGCGGCGGGACGGCGCUGACGAAGAAGCGGCUGUGGACGGACGCGGGCAGCAGCAGCCGCUGCAGCAGCAGCAGCCUCGCCGGCGCCGCCGGGUCGCGCUGCAGUUCGCGCGGCAGCUGCGAGCGGUUGUACCGCACCCCCACCGCCAGCAGCCGCAUGCACCAACGCGACUCGCCCGUCUACGUGCCGCGGCGUGCCGUCUUUCGGUAG